CGGAACCCGUAAUUCAGGACUAGUACACAAACACAAACUACUCGUUGCAUUAUUUUCUUCUCGUGUCGUUUGUCUUCUUCCAUUUCCAACUUGUACAAUUUCAUUUUUUCCUCUCCAAACAUUUUCCUACAAAAGAUUCAUUCUCCCAAACUCUUAUUUUCUUAUUUCUUUUCCAUUAAUCAAAACAAUCUCCUUACAAUCAAAUCCUCCGGUAAUCGUUUCAAUGUGCUUCAAACCAUUUCUUGAAGGUGGCAUCGCCGCAAUCAUCGCCGGAGCUCUGACUCACCCAUUAGACCUCAUCAAAGUCCGUAUGCAACUCCAAGGCGAACACUCUGUCUCUCUCGACCAAAACCCUAACCCUAAUCUUGUUCUUGAUCAUAAUAUUCUUCCCGUUAAACCUUACAGACCCGUUUUCGCUCUUGACUCUCUCAUCGGCAGCAUUUCCUUAUUACCCUCAUCCAUUCACGCGCCGUCUUCUUCCACGCGCUCUGUCAUGACCCCUUUCGCCGUUGGGGCACACAUUGUCAAAACCGAAGGACCCGCCGCUCUUUUCUCGGGCGUCUCCGCCACCAUCCUCCGUCAGAUGCUUUACUCUGCCACCCGUAUGGGUAUUUACGACUUCCUUAAACGGAGGUGGACUGAUCGACUCACCGGUAACUUCCCAUUGGUAACCAAGAUCACAGCUGGACUCAUAGCCGGAGCCGUUGGAUCAGUCGUAGGGAAUCCUGCCGACGUGGCGAUGGUGAGAAUGCAAGCCGACGGAAGCUUGCCGUUAAACCGUCGCAGAAACUACAAGAGCGUCGUGGACGCACUCGAGCGGAUCGCGAGGCAAGAAGGCGUCUCAAGCUUAUGGCGUGGCUCGUGGCUAACCGUGAACCGUGCCAUGAUCGUGACUGCUUCUCAGCUCGCCACGUAUGAUCACGUCAAAGAAAUCUUGGUCGCCGGUGGACGUGGAACGCCAGGAGGGAUCGGAACGAAUGUGGCGGCGAGUUUUGCGGCGGGGAUUGUCGCAGCGGUGGCGUCAAAUCCGAUAGACGUUGUGAAGACGAGGAUGAUGAAUGCGGAUAAGGAGAAUGACGGUGGACCGUUGGAUUGUGCGGUGAAGAUGGUGGCAGAGGAAGGACCUAUGGCUUUGUACAAAGGGCUUGUUCCGACGGCGACGAGGCAAGGACCGUUCACGAUGAUAUUGUUCCUUACCUUAGAACAAGUUCGUGGUUUGUUAAAAGACGUUAAAUUUUGAUUAAAUGUUACUUUUUUUUCCAGUAGUUAGGUUAAUAAAUUUGCCCCGAUAUCUUCAUACAUUGCAUAUACGUAUAAAAUAUUUAUAUUUUAUAUAGCGAUUAAUGUAGUAUUUUAUUAGAGAUUUUUGUAUAAAAAUAAAUUAUUUAUUUGCAGAAA
This is a messenger RNA of Arabidopsis lyrata subsp. lyrata, 1398 nucleotides long. RefSeq names its product mitochondrial uncoupling protein 6. Gene Ontology annotation, molecular function: antiporter activity; thiosulfate transmembrane transporter activity; succinate transmembrane transporter activity. NCBI's taxonomy places the organism in Eukaryota, Viridiplantae, Streptophyta, Magnoliopsida, Brassicales, Brassicaceae. The coding region runs from base 224 to 1240 and encodes 338 amino acids. The transcript is spliced from 2 exons. Gene Ontology annotation, biological process: phosphate ion transmembrane transport; thiosulfate transport; oxaloacetate transport. The record is from RefSeq and is a predicted model, not a curated record.